Molecule: messenger RNA, 8564 nt
Organism: Nycticebus coucang (slow loris)
Lineage: Eukaryota; Metazoa; Chordata; Mammalia; Primates; Lorisidae
Gene: SCN5A
Product: sodium voltage-gated channel alpha subunit 5
Exons: 28
Coding region: 223-6282 (2019 amino acids)
Biological process (GO): sodium ion transmembrane transport; membrane depolarization during action potential; neuronal action potential
Cellular component (GO): voltage-gated sodium channel complex; axon; plasma membrane
Molecular function (GO): voltage-gated sodium channel activity involved in cardiac muscle cell action potential
Source: RefSeq, a predicted model, not a curated record
CAGGAGCAAGAGCGGAGCAGCAGAGCUGAGACGGCGGCGGCGCCUCUGGGAUGUGGGGAUCUCGCCCCCAGGGCUGCUGAGCGUGCGCCCAGUGCCCAGAGCCCGGCGCCGAGCAGAGUCCGUGCCGAGCAGCAGUCGCCCACCCCGGGGCUGGGCCGGGGAACCAGCAGCUUCUCCACAGGCACCGUGAGCAGAGCCUGUGCCCAGAAGCAGGAUGAGAAGAUGGCAAACUUCCUGUUACCUCGGGGCACGAGCAGCUUCCGAAGAUUCACACGGGAGUCUCUGGCAGCCAUCGAGAAGCGUAUGGUGGAGAAGCAAGCCCGUGGCUCAGCCACCUCACAGGAGAGCCGUGAUGGGCUGCCUGAGGAGGAGGCUCCCCGGCCUCAGCUGGACCUGCAGGCCUCCAAAAAGCUGCCAGAUCUCUAUGGCAACCCACCCCGGGAGCUCAUUGGGGAGCCCCUGGAGGACCUGGACCCCUUCUAUAGCACCCAAAAGACCUUCAUCGUACUGAAUAAAGGCAAAACCAUCUUCCGCUUCAGUGCCACCAACGCCUUGUAUGUCCUGAGUCCCUUUCACCCCAUCCGGAGAGCAGCUGUGAAGAUUCUGGUUCAUUCACUCUUCAGCAUGCUCAUCAUGUGCACCAUCCUGACCAACUGCGUGUUCAUGGCCCAGCAUGACCCUCCACCCUGGACCAAGUAUGUCGAGUACACGUUCACCGCCAUUUAUACCUUUGAGUCUCUGGUCAAGAUUCUGGCUCGAGGUUUCUGCUUGCAUGCAUUUACCUUCCUUCGGGACCCAUGGAACUGGCUGGACUUCAGUGUGAUUGUCAUGGCAUACACAACUGAAUUUGUGGACCUGGGCAAUGUCUCAGCCUUACGCACCUUCCGAGUCCUCCGGGCCCUGAAAACUAUAUCAGUCAUUUCAGGCCUGAAGACCAUUGUGGGUGCCCUGAUCCAGUCUGUGAAGAAGCUGGCUGAUGUGAUGGUCCUCACAGUCUUCUGCCUCAGUGUCUUUGCCCUCAUUGGCCUGCAGCUCUUUAUGGGCAACCUAAGGCACAAGUGUGUGCGCAACUUCACGGCGCUCAACGGCACCAAUGGCUCUGUGGAGGCCGAUGGCCUGGUCUGGGAGUCGCUGGAUGACUACCUCAACAAUCCAGAAAAUUACCUGCUCAAGAAUGGCACCUCUGACGUGUUGCUGUGUGGGAACAGCUCGGAUGCUGGGGCAUGUCCUGAGGGCUACCGGUGCCUAAAGGCAGGCGAGAACCCUGACCAUGGCUAUACCAGCUUUGAUUCCUUUGCCUGGGCCUUCCUCGCACUCUUCCGCCUGAUGACACAGGACUGCUGGGAGCGCCUCUACCAGCAGACCCUAAGGUCCGCAGGGAAGAUCUACAUGAUCUUCUUUAUGCUCGUCAUCUUCCUGGGAUCCUUCUACCUGGUGAACUUGAUCCUGGCUGUUGUCGCCAUGGCCUAUGAGGAGCAAAACCAAGCCACUAUUGCUGAGACUGAGGAGAAGGAAAAGCGCUUCCAGGAAGCCAUGGAGAUGCUCAAGAAAGAACAUGAGGCCCUCAUUAUCAGGAGUGUGGAUACCAUGUCACGUAGCUCCUUGGAGAUGUCCCCUUUGGCGCCAGUAACCGGCCAUGAGAGAAGAAGCAAGAGGAGAAAACGAAUGUCUUCUGGGACAGAAGAGUGUGGGGAGGACAGGUUCCCAAAAUUGGACUCAGAAGAUGGUCCCAGAGCUUCGAAUCGCCUCAGCCUCACCCAUGGGCUCAGCAGGACUUCUGUGAAGCCACGAUCCAGCCGAGGGAGCAUUUUCACCUUUCGCCGGCAAGACCUGGGUUCUGAGACAGACUUUGCAGAUGAUGAAAACAGUACCGCAGGGGAGAGUGAGAGCCACCGCACCUCACUACUGGUGCCCUGGCCUCUGCGCCAGCCCAGUGCCCAGGGACAGCCCAGUCCUGGGACCUCAACUCCCGGCCAUGCCCUCAAUGGCAAAAGGAACAGCACUGUGGACUGCAAUGGGGUGGUCUCCUUGCUGGGGGCAGGUGACCCUGAGACCAUAUCCCCAGGGAGCCUCCGCCUCCACCCUAUGAUGCUGGAGCACCCCCCAGACACGACCACACCGUCAGAGGAGCCAGGUGGGCCCCAGAUGCUGACCCCCCAGGUUCCAUGUAUGGACGGCUUCGAGGAACCAGGAGCACGGCAGCGGGCCCUCAGCGCAGUCAGUGUACUCACCAGCGCACUAGAAGAACUGGAGGAGUCUCACCGCAAGUGUCCACCAUGCUGGAACCACUUUGCCCAGCGCUACCUGAUCUGGGAGUGCUGUCCACUGUGGCUGUCCAUCAAGCAGAGAGUGAAGUUCCUGGUCACAGACCCAUUUGCUGACCUCACCAUCACCAUGUGCAUCGUGCUCAACACGCUCUUCAUGGCACUGGAACACUACAACAUGACAGCUGAAUUCGAGUCGAUGUUGCAGGUCGGAAACUUGGUCUUCACAGGAAUUUUCACAGCAGAGAUGACCUUCAAGAUUAUUGCCCUCGACCCCUACUACUACUUCCAACAGGGCUGGAACAUCUUCGACAGCAUCAUCGUCAUCCUUAGCCUCAUGGAGCUGGGACUGUCCCGCAUGAAUAACUUGUCAGUGCUGCGCUCCUUCCGCCUGCUGCGGGUCUUCAAGCUGGCCAAAUCAUGGCCCACCCUGAACACGCUUAUUAAGAUCAUUGGGAACUCAGUGGGGGCACUGGGGAACCUAACGCUGGUGCUAGCCAUCAUCGUGUUCAUCUUUGCCGUGGUGGGCAUGCAGCUCUUUGGCAAGAACUACUCAGAGCAGAGGCACCGCAUCAGCGACUCAGGCAUGCUGCCUCGCUGGCACAUGAUGGACUUCUUCCAUGCCUUUCUCAUCAUUUUCCGAAUCCUCUGUGGCGAGUGGAUUGAGACCAUGUGGGACUGCAUGGAGGUGUCUGGGCAGUCAUUGUGUCUGCUAGUCUUCUUGCUUGUCAUGGUCAUUGGCAACCUUGUGGUCCUGAACCUCUUCCUGGCCUUGCUGCUCAGCUCCUUCAGUGCAGACAACCUCACAGCCCCUGAUGAAGACGGUGAGAUGAACAACCUCCAGCUGGCCUUGGCCCGCAUCCAUCGGGGCCUGUGCUUUGUCAAGCGGACCACCUGGGACUUCUGCUGUGGGCUCCUGCGGCGGCGGCCCCGGAAGUCUGCAGCCCUUGCCUCCCGCAGCCAGCUGCCCAGCUGCAUUGGCACCCCUGGCUCCCCACCACCUCCAGAGAUGGAGAAGGCGCCUCCGGCCCGCAAGGAAACACGGUUUGAAGAAGGCAAACGGCCAGGCCAGGGCACCCCUGGGGAUCCAGAGCCUGUGUGUGUGCCCAUUGCUGUGGCUGAGUCAGACACAGAUGACCAAGAGGAGGAUGAAGAGAACAGCCUGGGCACCGAGGAAGAGUCCAGCAAGCAGCAGGAAUCCCAGCCUGUAUCCAGUGGCCCUGAGGCCCCCCCAGAGCUCAGGACCUGGAGCCAGGUGUCAGAGACCGCCUCCUCCGAGGCCGAGGCCAGUGAGUCUCAGGCAGACUGUCAGCAGCAGCGGAAAGCAGAGCCCCAGGCCUCAGGGUGCAGUGAGACCCAGGAGGACAGCUACUCCGAAGGUAGCACAGCGGAUAUGACCAACACCGCUGACCUCCUGGAGCAGAUCCCUGACCUCGGCGAGGACGUAAAGGAUCCAGAGGACUGCUUCACUGAAGGCUGUGUCCAGCGUUGUCCCUGCUGUGUGGUGGACACUACGCAGGCCCCAGGGAAGGUCUGGUGGCGGCUACGCAAGACCUGCUAUCGCAUUGUGGAGCACAGCUGGUUCGAGACAUUCAUCAUCUUCAUGAUCCUGCUCAGCAGUGGAGCACUGGCCUUUGAGGACAUUUACCUGGAGGAUCGGAAGACCAUCAAGGUUCUGCUUGAGUAUGCCGACAAGAUGUUCACCUAUGUCUUUGUGCUAGAGAUGCUACUCAAGUGGGUAGCCUAUGGCUUCAAGAAGUACUUCACCAAUGCCUGGUGUUGGCUCGACUUCCUCAUUGUGGAUGUCUCGCUGAUCAGCCUAGUGGCCAACACCUUGGGCUUUGCUGAGAUGGGCCCCAUCAAGUCACUGAGGACACUGCGUGCACUCCGCCCCCUGAGAGCCCUGUCACGAUUUGAGGGCAUGAGGGUGGUGGUCAAUGCGCUGGUGGGUGCUAUCCCGUCCAUCAUGAACGUCCUUCUUGUCUGCCUCAUCUUCUGGCUCAUCUUCAGCAUCAUGGGCGUGAACCUCUUUGCGGGGAGGUUUGGGAGGUGCAUCAACCAGACUGAGGGAGACCUGCCUUUGAACUACACCAUCGUGAACAACAAGAGCGAGUGUGAAUCCUUCAAUGUAACUGGUGAAUUGUACUGGACCAAGGUGAAGGUCAACUUUGACAACGUGGGGGCCGGGUACCUGGCCCUUCUGCAAGUGGCAACAUUUAAAGGCUGGAUGGACAUUAUGUAUGCAGCUGUGGACUCCAGAGGGUACGAAGAACAGCCCCAGUGGGAGUACAACCUCUACAUGUACAUCUAUUUUGUCAUUUUCAUCAUCUUCGGGUCUUUCUUCACCCUGAACCUUUUCAUCGGCGUCAUCAUUGACAACUUCAACCAACAGAAGAAAAAGAUAUGGGGCCAAGACAUCUUCAUGACAGAGGAGCAGAAGAAGUACUACAAUGCCAUGAAGAAGCUGGGCUCCAAGAAGCCCCAGAAGCCCAUCCCUAGGCCCCUGAAUAAGUACCAAGGCUUCCUGUUUGACAUUGUGACCAAGCAGGCCUUCGAUGUCACCAUCAUGUUUCUCAUCUGCUUGAAUAUGGUGACCAUGAUGGUGGAAACAGAUGACCAAAGCCCUGAGAAGGUCAGCAUCUUAUCCAAGAUCAACCUGCUCUUUGUGGCCAUUUUCACGGGCGAGUGUAUCAUCAAGAUGACUGCCUUGCGCCACUACUACUUCACCAACAGCUGGAACAUCUUCGACUUCGUGGUUGUCAUCCUCUCCAUCAUGGGCACUGUGCUCUCAGAUAUCAUCCAGAAGUACUUCUUCUCCCCAACACUCUUCCGGGUCAUCCGCCUGGCCCGAAUUGGCCGCAUCCUCAGACUGAUCCGAGGGGCCAAGGGGAUCCGCACACUGCUCUUUGCCCUCAUGAUGUCCCUGCCUGCCCUCUUCAACAUCGGGCUGCUGCUCUUCCUCGUCAUGUUCAUCUACUCCAUCUUUGGCAUGGCCAACUUCGCUUAUGUUAAGUGGGAGGCUGGCAUAGAUGACAUGUUCAACUUCCAGACCUUUGCCAACAGCAUGCUGUGCCUCUUCCAGAUCACCACAUCGGCUGGCUGGGACGGACUCCUCAGCCCCAUCCUCAACACAGGCCCCCCCUACUGUGAUCCCAAUCUGCCCAACAACAAUGGCUCCCGAGGGAACUGUGGGAGCCCAGCUGUGGGCAUCCUCUUCUUUACUACCUAUAUCAUCAUCUCCUUUCUCAUCGUGGUCAACAUGUACAUUGCCAUCAUCCUGGAGAACUUCAGUGUGGCCACAGAGGAGAGCACCGAGCCUCUUAGUGAGGACGACUUUGACAUGUUCUAUGAGAUCUGGGAGAAGUUUGAUCCAGAGGCCACCCAGUUCAUUGAGUAUUCGGCUCUGUCCGACUUUGCUGAUGCCCUGUCUGAGCCACUUCGGAUUGCCAAGCCCAAUCAGAUAAACCUCAUCAACAUGGACCUGCCCAUGGUGAGUGGGGACCGUAUCCAUUGCAUGGACAUCCUCUUUGCUUUCACCAAGAGGGUCCUGGGGGAGUCUGGAGAGAUGGAUGCCCUGAAGAUCCAAAUGGAGGAAAAGUUCAUGGCAGCCAACCCAUCCAAGAUCUCCUACGAACCCAUCACCACCACACUCCGGCGCAAGCAUGAGGAAGUGUCAGCCACAGUCAUCCAGCGGGCCUUCCGCAGGCACCUGCUGCAGCGCUCCAUGAAGCAUGCCUCCUUCCUCUUCCGCCAGCAGGUCGGCAGCAGCGGCCUCUCUGAAGAGGAUGCCCCUGAGCGAGAGGGCCUCAUCGCCUACAUGAUGAAUGAGAAUUUCUCCCGGCCUCUUAGCCCACCCUCCAGUUCCUCCAUCUCCUCCACAUCCUUUCCACCCUCCUAUGACAGUGUCACUAGAGCCACCAGUGAUAACCUCCAGGUGCGGGUGUCUGACUAUAGCCGCAGCGAAGAUCUCGCUGACUUCCCGCCAUCCCCAGACAGGGACCGGGAGUCUAUCGUGUGAGCCUCACCUCUGCUGGCCAGGGCACACUGAGAGGAAGCCUGUUGCCUUAUGGCAAACCCGAAUUCAGUCACAAACCUGCCUGGGCCUUCCUGGCUUUGAACUUUCGGGAUGAGAGACGAGCCUUAGCCCCAAGGAUAACAAGGCAGAGUUCUGUGGUACCACGUGGACAGCUGGAAUAGCUAGAAGAGCUGAACUUUCAGGGGGGCCUAUCCCUGGAGGCCCCACACAUACCUGUGGCCUGGUCUGCUCAGGCAAUGCCUUGGGGUUCUGAAAAGCAACUCCAUCCCAGCUACUGAGGCAAAUAUAAAACAGAGACUGUAUAUGUUGGGAAUGGGCUUUCAUAAAUUUAUUAUAUUUGAUAUUUUUUUACUUGAGCAAAGAACUGAAGUUUUUUCCAUGGAUGUUGGAAGCAUUUCACACUGCCUCUUCUGAACCUGAACAAUAGCAUCUGUGGAGUAGCCCGAACUCUAUUCUCGAAGCAAAAGUGGAAUGUGGUGUGGCUCCCACCGGCCUUCACUGCCUAGCAGGGACAUGGGGUCCCCUGCAGCUUAGGCUGAAGUGCCGGGAGGGCUGACUCCCCUCACUCACAUACAUGUACACACUCCUCCCACAGACAGGGGCCAGGCUCCCCUCAGGCAGUGUCAGGCAACCAUCUCUGUCUCCAGCCUAGGGAGAUGGGCCUCUGCCCUGGCCCACAGAUGGUGUCCUCACUGUGGCCUUCCAUUGUCUCUAAGGUCCCGUAUUUCCCACUGUUUUUCUGCAGGCCAUAUUGGAAUCAGUCCUACAAAAAUAAAAAGCUUCAGAGGAGAGUGGCCUGGGUCCCAAGGCUGGUCCUAGGCACUCAUAUUGCCUUUUCUUUCCCUCCUGUAGAGUAUUAACCUUCACACAAAGAGGUGCAAGGGAACCAGCCCCACUCAUGGCAUUGCAUACUGCCUGUCCUCACUGUGGAACCUGGCAGGCCCUGCCUGACAGGCUGAGAGAAGAGAAUGAGCCUUGUGGGUUUGGGCCUGAGAAGUUCAGGAGUGUGCAGCUGUGGUGGCCCCUCAGCCAAUCUCAAGAAAGGAGCCCAUUGCCAUCUCCCAGGGCUCUCUGUCCAUGGGGAGAUUUUUUAUGUGGUCCCUAGCUUCUCUCCAGAUGCAGUGGCCUGAGAGUGGGGAAAGUACCUUGGCCCUGUGCAGGGAGGGGCCAGAUGGUGAAGCCAGUUCUUGUGCUCUGGGAGGAGGUGAUGAACCACAGGCCUCUUUGGGAGAUGGAGCAGUGUGGCCUGGACCAGCCCAUCUGGCUCAGCCUGGAGUCCUGGUGGUUCCCACAUUCAGGACCUCUCAGGGCAGGGUCCAGGUUGUCCUUUAGGUCUUGUGAGAAGGCUUUUUCAGGGAAAAAUGCUUUUACUAGUCCAAUUACCCCCAGGACCUCUUCAGCUGCUGACAAUCCUAUUUAGCAUAUGCAAAUCUAUCAAUGUAGAGAAAAGCUGGCAGAGUGGAACAGGCAGGGGCUCGGCUGCCCAAUUCCAGCUCUCCAGCAGAGCCACCCCACUGGGUGUCGGCCUCACAGGCCACCUCAGUCUCACUUGCCCUCUUUGGGCUGGCUGCUCCUAACCUACCUCGCCGAGUUGUCAGAGGGCUGGACGUUUGCAACACUCAUGGCAGUGCUGAAGGGGGGGGGGGUGGGCAUUGCCAGCACCUAAAGUAUUAUUUUUCUUCUUGUCACCCCAAUUCCCUUGGUGGCAACCCCAGCCCCCAACCCACCUGACCUCCAGAGAUUUUUCUUCUCUCGUGUUCCUUUUGAGUCCAGUGUGGGACUCAGUUUUAACUGUCCCAGUGACACUUCUCUGAGUGGAAAUCUUAUUUUUGUAGAUCUCUGUGCUUUGCUCUCAAGGCUUAGAGAGGCAUGUCCCCUCCCGGGUACUCCCCGUCCGCUGCACAGGCGGGAAUGUGGUUGGGAGGCAGGUUGGGCUGCCAGCCCAGCUGGCCGGAAGGAGACUGUGGUUUUGUGUGUGUGGACAGCCCGGGAGCCUAGGGACAGGUGCCCAGGGCUGGCUGUAGACAGUGUGGCUAAGGGCAGGGACAAGCUGGACCUGACCCCUUAGCUUUUAGCAUGGCUAAUUUUUUUUUUUUUCCAGAACUGCACAGCGACCAACAGGAGGGGGAAAAGGGGGUGGAAAAAAGGAUGGGGAGAAUAAGCAUCAGUGCCAGAUGUCGUCUGAACUAAUCGAGCACUUCUCACUGAACUUCGUGUAUAAAUAAAAUACAUAUUUUUAAAACAAACCAAUAAAUGGCUUACAU